AUGAGAGUGCAUACUGGCGAGAAACCCUACCAAUGUGAAGAAUGCAACAAGUGUUUUACUCAGAAAGGCCACCUGAAAACACACAUGAGAGUGCAUACAAGUGAUAAACCGCACCAAUGUAAAGAAUGCAACAUACGUUUUACCAGGAUAGGCUCUUUGAAAACACACAUGAGAGUGCAUACUGGUGAGAAACCCUACCAAUGUAAAGAAUGCAACAGACACUCUUUGAAAAUACACGCGAGAGUGCAUACUGGUGAACAACCAUAUCAAUGUAAAGAAUGCAACAAGUGUUUUACCAAGAAAGGCAAUCUGAAAACACACACAAGAGUGCAUACUGGUGAGAAACCAUACCAAUGUAAAGAAUGCAACAAGUGGUUUAGCCAGAAAAGCAAUCUGAAAACACACACAAGAAUGCAUACAG
Molecule: messenger RNA, 421 nt
Organism: Saccoglossus kowalevskii
Lineage: Eukaryota; Metazoa; Hemichordata; Enteropneusta; Harrimaniidae
Product: zinc finger protein 214-like
Source: RefSeq, a predicted model, not a curated record